This is a messenger RNA of Teleopsis dalmanni, 1675 nucleotides long. Its product is annotated as zinc finger protein 239-like. The transcript has 7 exons. Bases 56 to 1645 code for a protein of 529 amino acids. The record is from RefSeq and is a predicted model, not a curated record. Gene Ontology annotation, biological process: regulation of DNA-templated transcription. Gene Ontology annotation, cellular component: nucleus. NCBI's taxonomy places the organism in Eukaryota, Metazoa, Arthropoda, Insecta, Diptera, Diopsidae. Gene Ontology annotation, molecular function: DNA-binding transcription factor activity, RNA polymerase II-specific; zinc ion binding; RNA polymerase II cis-regulatory region sequence-specific DNA binding.
AAUUUAUGCAAAUUUAGCUCUGCUGCAAAACUAAAUGAUUAAAUAAUAAUUUACUAUGGAGACACUAUCACUUUAUGAAUUGCACAAAAUUUGCAGGAUUUGUUUAAAAAGUGAUUUGUUAGUUUCCAUAUUCAGUCCAACAUUUUUAUUGCGUCCUAUUGAGAUGAUAGAAAAAUUGCAUAUAUUUAAGUUUCAGGCGGAUGAUAAUCUACCAACAUUGCUGUGUCAAUCUUGUCUAUAUCGUGUACUGGAUGCCUACAAUUUGCAGCAACUUGCGGAGGCCUCAGAACAAAGACUACGAGACUGCAUUUGCAUAACGAAUGAGGGAGCUGUUUCUUCAUUAAAUUUAAAUUCCAUUACACAGGAUUCCUAUGUGCCAGCUAGUGCUGAAAAUGCUGCCAAAGAAGCUGAUACUACUGCUGCCAUCUAUGCAAACAUCUGCGAUAUAUUUGAACGGAAUUCAAAUGACAUUGAAGUUGAGGCGGAGGAUGUUUUGAAUGAUGUGGAAAUCGAUGUGAGCAGUUUGACACGCUCCGAUGCUGAUGAUACUCUAAGCGAGGUAUUUGUGUGUACGAAUCCUGAUUCAGAGUACAUUGACCAAACAUUUAGUGAAAUUACAAAUGGUAAUGUGCUGGGGAUCAAUAAAAGUUCAUAUGACAAUCAAAAAAAAAUACAAAUAUCAAAAAGUUGUAGUAAACGUAAGAAAAAUAAUCUCAAAAUUCCUGAAAAGUGUUUGGAAUGCGGUAAAACUUUUAAUUAUUCUGGGUACUUAGAGGCGCACAAACGCAUACAUAGCGGCGAAAAGCCAUUUAAAUGUAAGUUGUGUUCGCGUAGUUUUAGUCAGUCCAGUAAUUUAAUUUUGCAUCAGCGCACUCACACUGGCGAGCGACAUUUUCAGUGUGAAAUAUGUUCGAAUUUUUUUACAACUUCCAGCAAUCUGAAAGCGCACAGACUUACACAUCUGGAGCAACGCAAUUUCAAUUGUAAGCACUGCAAUCGGAGUUUCAAAACCAUGCGUGAGCUGCGUCGACAUGAACCGAUUCAUCGAGACCUAAAGGAUAUGCUGAAAUGUGAUAUGUGCCCAAAGUUAUUCACAAAACAACGGUACUUAAAUGUGCACAUAGCAAGUGUCCACCGCGGCAUUCGUCGGCAUAAAUGCCCACAAUGUGCCAAAGUGUUUAGCAAUCGUUCCAAUUUGGUGUGCCACAUUAGAACUCACACAGGUGAGAAGCCGUUCGAAUGCAGAUUUUGCACAUGGAAAUUCAAUCAGUCGUCAGCAUUGGUGCGACACAUGAAAAAACAUUUUAAGAACAAAAGUAACAAAAUCUGCAACAAGGAGCAACAGGAGACUGGACUUGUGAACAGUGCUUUGGUGAAUAAUUUUUUGCAUGAUGCUGAAGUGCUGAAUGUGAACGAUGCUUUGGUUUCCACAUUGCCAUCACAAACUAACUUUAACUUAUUGUCUUCUUUGCCAAGUUUGCCUGCAAUGCAUAAUAUGAACGCAGAACUAACUGAUGUAGGCCUUAGUAGUAAUGAUUCGACUCUAUCCUCAGCAUCCACAUUGAAUGCUUAUGAUUUCACAAAAGAUGGCAUAUUAGAUUUCUCGUCUGGUCAACACCAUCAUGAGACCACCAGCUUAUAUUAGACAAUUAAAUAAAACUAAAUUAUAAGCUAA